AUGCGGGUGUUCAGUCUGUUGCGGAUACUCCGGAUCUUCCGCAUCUUCCGGGUCAUGAGACAGUUGCACAUACUGGCAUCCAGUCUUUUUGAUGCGGUUCAGUCGGUAUUCUGGGUCAGUGUUAUAUGCGUUCUGAUCUUGUACAUCUGCGCAAUCGUCCUUACAAGGCUUGUUGGCCAUCCUGUUGAUGGUGAUCCUUUAGCACUGGUGAAGCAAGAGUACUUCGGCUCCCUCGGCUCCUCGAUGCUGACGCUCUUCGAGCUCAUGGCCUUUCCGAACAUGGCGCGCGCCGGAAGGGUCUACUCUGGCAACCCAUCUCUCAAAACCUUCCUCGUCAUCUUCGUCAUCUUCGGUGCCUUCAUGAUGGCUGCCCUGGCAAGCUUGGCCAGCAUCCUUACCGGUGUCAUCACCGAGGGAAUGGUGGAGAAGAGUCGAAUGCGACAGGAGGAACGCCGGUUUGAGAGGGAAACGGCACGGGCGGCCUUCAUUCGAAUGUCGCGAAGGGUGCUGCAGGACCACAGCGGCGUUGACUCCAGUUUCAUCGACAAGUUGCAGUUCGAGAAGUGCAAGCACAAGGUCCUAUCUCUUUGCGUGGCAGACUCCACACCACUCCGGGAGAAGGAUUUGGAUGCCAUCUUCAACCUUGUUGAUUACGAUGACUCUGGCAUCGUCGAGGAGCUCCUGUACGGCAUGGUGCAAGUGUCCGCCGAGCUGCGUCCCAUGUCCAUAUUGGAACUACGCCGGAGCUUCGCCCGCGGCUUGAAUGCGGUGAGCCAACAGGUAAAUCUGUUGGAUUCCCGGCUGCAGAUGAUGGAUGCACGACUGCAGGAGGUUCUGGCGAAGCCAAAGAUGGAUGCGAACCUGUAG
Molecule: messenger RNA, 867 nt
Organism: Symbiodinium natans
Lineage: Eukaryota; Dinophyceae; Suessiales; Symbiodiniaceae
Source: the annotation of a GenBank genome assembly